Molecule: messenger RNA, 2279 nt
Organism: Dalotia coriaria
Lineage: Eukaryota; Metazoa; Arthropoda; Insecta; Coleoptera; Staphylinidae
Exons: 5
Coding region: 178-2148 (656 amino acids)
Source: RefSeq, a predicted model, not a curated record
CGUUGUAGCACGCUAUAACCUGUGUACUUAACCUUAUCAGUCAUACUUGCAUUAAGAUUAAACUAAAGGUGUGUUGUGAUAAUUACGUGAUUAUCAAUUGUUUCAUCCCGGCUGGCACCAAAACUUCUGGUAGAAAUUUCGUGAGAAUUAGAGGAUUGUUAUUCUUUGUGCAAAAUCAUGUCUGGUGAAGAAGACAAAUUCAUUAACAUCCUGCUGCUCGGCGAGACCGGCACUGGAAAAUCAACAUUCAUUAAUUCGUUUGCGAAUUAUAUGCAACAUGCAACGCUGGAAGAUGCUGAGAAUCUCCCGAAAUGUCUAUGUCUGAUUCCAACAAAGUUCUCAGUGCUUACCGAAAAUGGCGACGCGAUCACGAUCAAUUUUCAGAGGGACGAUAAUGAAGACGAAACGUUUGGUAAUUCGUCAACCCAAGCUACGAAAGCGUACGUUUUUCCUUUCGGUGCCAAGAUGAUUCGCAUUAUCGACACGCCGGGAAUAAACGACUCGCGCGGCGCUGUUACCAAAGACAAAGAAAACUUUGAGAAUAUCCUCGAGUACAUCGGUCAGUUGAAGUACCUGCAUGCAGUGUGCUUCCUUCUCAAACCGGAUGUGACUGUUCUUACGGACGCCUUCAAAUACUGCAUGGGCGAGUUGCUCUCACGUCUGGACCGCUCUGCCGCCGACAAUAUUGUCUUCUUCUUCUCGCGCACGCGCAGUAGCGAGUAUAAGGCACCAGAAUCCAUCGGAUGUUUGAAACGAUUUUUAAACGAGAUUACUAAAAGCAAAGGUGUUACAAUUCCGCUACGUUUUAAGGUAAACGAGCGAAACAAUUGCUUUUAUUUCGACAACGAAGGAUUCAAUUAUCUUGUUGCACGUGAACAAGGUGUGCAUGUUGGUCAGCCGGCAAAACUGAAAGAAAGCUGGGAGAAUUCAUAUAAAUCCUGUUGGGCAUUUAUUGAUUACAUUCUGGGUACCAAAGAGUAUGCGCCACUACCACCCCACAAUGUGCUGGACACAGUAUCAAUCAACAGAGCACGUCUGCUUAUCUUUGAGUUAGCAAAACCGCUGGCUGAUAUCAUCGAGCUAGUGCAGGAUAAUGUAAAUGCACUCAAGAAUCAUAAGAAAAGUAUUGUCGAUGUACAAAACAACGCAGUUCAACUGAAAAGGAAACUGUAUUUACCAGUCAUAGAAUUACAGGAAUCUCCGCUUCAGCAACCUGCAACCAUAUGUACAUCAGCAAAAUGCACCGAAGUUUACACGAUCGCAGGAGUUCAGAAAAAUCACUUCAAACAGGUUUGUCACAGUCCUUGCUUCUUACCGGGCGUUUUAAAGGAAUUCAUCGGCGACCCUGUGUUGUUUGCCUGCGAAGCGAUGGGUUGGAGCACCAACUGCAGAAAGUGCGGGUGCAAUUUUCUGAAUCACACGCACGUGUAUUACGAAACACGUGCGGAGGAGUCACGUUUGUUGGAUAGGUCGGUUGAGGCUCAGCUUGAAUCCAACGAGGACCUCAAUAAAGCAUACACCGAGUGUGUUCUUGAGCUUGAGAAACGCUUGGAAGAUUUACAAAAGGAACAGAAGACAAUUUCGACCGCUAUGGCUAUGUUUGCUCAUUUCUUGCAGAAUAAUUCUAUUUGUCCGAUUAACGACUCAUAUGAAGCUUAUCUUGAUAGCUUAAUUAAACGUGAAAAGUCUGCGGUAAACCCGGAAAAGGAUCUUUUGGAUCGCUACGAAUCGCUGAAAGAAGAGCACAUCAAACAAAAGCGCCACCUGGAUGUAGCGGCUGAAUUAGCAAAGAAGCAGAAUAUUAAACACGUCACCCCGGAUCAAAUCUUAGCCGCCUUCAAAGACUUGAAGGAGCUGCCGCUCACCGGAAAGAAGAUUGACAGUCUGCAUCGUUUAUUCGUCGAACGCAAGCAGAGCGAAAUGCUGAAGAAUAUGGAGUAUGUGCAUUCUUUACCGCCACAGCCUAGAAACGAAGAUAAAGGCAACGACGAGUUGGAACAAAUGCAAGCAGUCAUUUUGAACCUGCUUAGUUCCAAUUAUCAGCAAGCGGCAAACGCUUUAUACAAGGAGUUUGUUGAGAAAAAGGAACAGCCUCCAAAUAUGGUUAAGAAAAUGACAGAUUGGUUCUCUAACCUGUCACUCCCUUAACAACAAUUUUAAUAAUACAUUUCAAGUGGAGGGUAGGAUUAACUUGAAUGCUUUUAUCCCAAUAUAUUUUUUAUAAUCAAUUGAAUCACGAAGUAUUUAUACUUAAAACAAUAAAUAAAAUACCAGAAUAA